AUGGAGCGCACGGCCAAUCAGCGCAUUCGCACCACUGAGUGGGAGGACGUGCAGUACCGCUACGGCAACCGUGUCGGUAAGUAUGAAACGCACGAGCUGCAGAUAUUAGCGCAAAAAAUUGCCGAUACGAACCAAAACGCGUGUCUCACAGUCUACGACCCGCAUGCGGAAAAAGUCGAGGCAAAACUGGAGCGCGGAGGCUACGAGCGCGACGAGGGUCGCAAGGAGGACGGUACUGACCUCAUUGUCGACUCAGACAACGAGGACGAGGCGUUAGCUGUUAUCCGGCGACGACGUGUGAUGGAGCUGCAGCAGCAGAGGGCAACGGAGCGCUUUGGGGUACUACGGCACAUCCCGGGAGCCGACUACGUUGCCGAGGUUACAGAGGCGUCUUCGACGUGUUGGGUGGUAGCAGUGCUCAUCAAGCCGGGUCACAGCGACUGUGAGGCACUGUUGGCGGUGCUUCGCACGGUGGCGCAGCGGCGGCGCUCAGUCAAGCUCGUUUCGAUUAUCUCCACAGAGGCGAUUCCAAACUUUCCUGACCGCUACCUUCCGUGUGUUCUUCUGUACAAGGACAAGGAGUUGAAGAAGCAGGUCACUGGACUGGCAGACUGGCAGGCUCAGAGGGAGUUGAAUGUUGCGACAGUCGAGCAGGCCUUGUCUCGAAACGGGGUGCUGCCGCGUAUCGAGGAUUACACAAGCUAUGAGGCACUUGAAAAGGACGCUUAG
This is a messenger RNA of Leishmania braziliensis MHOM/BR/75/M2904, 729 nucleotides long. RefSeq lists its product as hypothetical. Gene Ontology annotation, cellular component: cytoplasm. Bases 1 to 729 code for a protein of 242 amino acids. The record is from RefSeq and is a predicted model, not a curated record. The transcript has a single exon. Gene Ontology annotation, biological process: protein folding. NCBI's taxonomy places the organism in Eukaryota, Euglenozoa, Kinetoplastea, Trypanosomatida, Trypanosomatidae.